This is a messenger RNA of Diospyros lotus (date-plum), 1532 nucleotides long. RefSeq lists its product as uncharacterized. The transcript is spliced from 4 exons. The record is from RefSeq and is a predicted model, not a curated record. Gene Ontology annotation, cellular component: chloroplast. Bases 194 to 1282 code for a protein of 362 amino acids. NCBI's taxonomy places the organism in Eukaryota, Viridiplantae, Streptophyta, Magnoliopsida, Ericales, Ebenaceae.
UGACCGGCAACAGCAGGAGAGUCAAUCUCGGCCGUCCAUUUCAACCGGCUCAGCAGGUUGACUUUACACCACCGGUGGCUGUGGCUGUAUCUGUGUCUGUGUCCUGCACACGACACGACGUCCCUUCAGCUCCUCCAGCCUUGGAAUUUCCGGCACUGCCCUGCCGCUGAAUUGCUUUGAGAAAAAGGAAGAGAUGGACUUGUUCUUCAAAGGGAUGAAUGAGGAGACAUCUGAGUGCCCCUUCAAUGAGCUAGACAUCCAAAGAUGUCCAUUUUUGAGGAACAUUAACAAGGCGACUAGCUUCUCUUUCUCUUCCGUGAGCAUCCCUAUUCAAGCAAGGGUAGCCAAAGGUCCAGUCUUUGAAGAUGGCCCCAAUUUUGACCUGGCUUUUAAGCUUUUUCAUGGAAAGGAUGGAGUAGUUCCACUCUCAGGGAGGUCACCUUGUCACAACAACUUGGAACCUAAGCCUGCACCCGAGUUUAACCCUUUAGCUGCAAAAGCUGCCACCAUCAGUCUCUCAGCGUUUGGUCCUGGUGGGCCAUUUUCCUUUGGUUCCUUCUCCGAUGGCUGGAAGAAUCAGAAAAAGAAAUCUGAGUCAUCCAAAAAGAGAGAACCAUCUUCUCAGGAAGGAGAUUCGUCAAAACAUGAGGCACGGGGAAAUGAGUGGUUAGAAACUGGUAACUGUCCGAUUGCAAAGUCUUACAGAGCCGUUAGCGGUGUUCUUCCACUUGUUGCAAGAGCACUUACGCCUCCACCUGGGAUGAAGUUUCGAUGUCCUCCUGCAGUAGUUGCUGCCAGGGCUGCCCUUGCUAGGACAGCCCUUGUUAAGACAUUGCGACCUCAACCUCUUCCUGAAAAGAUGCUUGUAAUUGGAGUCUUGGGAAUAGCAGCGAAUAUCCCCCUGGGCAUAUGGAAGGAGCACACACGGAAAUUCUCACUGUCAUGGUUCGCGGCGAUACAUGCAUCAGUUCCCUUCAUCGCCAUGCUUAGGAAGUCUGUUUUGAUGCCCAAGAAUGCCAUGGCAUUGACAAUUGCGGCUUCCAUCCUAGGACAGGUCAUUGGCUCUAGGGCUGAACGAAUUCGGCUCAAAUCCAAGGCUGAAAGAGAAAAGGCAGCAUUACAAGCUUCUAAUCCCGGCACUAUAACUGGUCUCAGCCCAGGACAGCACGAGCGCAAAGGUUCUGCAAUUCCUCCUCAUUGUGCCACGGAGGAAAUGUUGUGGGAUCCACUUCCUGCAAAGGCUGCUGGGCCCACAUCUUCAUCAGCCAAUGUGUGUUACUGAGUUUGUGACAGUCGCCCAAAAAGGUGAGAGUGCCACUGAGAAUAAAAGAUUGCAUUGAAUGAUUUGCUAGUGUAGUAUGAGAGUAUGACGUACUUUGGUUUGUAAUUCAGCCAUAUGAAAUGGUAUGAGUGAACUUCUUGUGAAGCAAAAACGGGUACUGCCCCUUCUUAAGAUUUGUGAAUUGUGACAACAUUCUCAAGCAAAUUGUGCUGCAAAAUUCAUGCUGGAGUUGGCACAAUGUUUCCUUUAA